This is a messenger RNA of Trypanosoma brucei brucei TREU927, 1263 nucleotides long. RefSeq lists its product as hypothetical. Gene Ontology annotation, molecular function: pre-mRNA 3'-splice site binding. Bases 1 to 1263 code for a protein of 420 amino acids. Gene Ontology annotation, cellular component: spliceosomal complex. Gene Ontology annotation, biological process: mRNA splicing, via spliceosome. The transcript has a single exon. The record is from RefSeq and is a predicted model, not a curated record. NCBI's taxonomy places the organism in Eukaryota, Euglenozoa, Kinetoplastea, Trypanosomatida, Trypanosomatidae.
AUGCUGAACAACAAGAAAGAAAACACGGAUGAACAAGCCGGCAUGACUGUGCGGCAGCGGCUGCGGCAGAAGCGUGAGUUGGAGGAAAAACGAAAGUUUGGGCUUGCUCCGCUUUGUGUGGACGCGGUGUCGGGUCAGGAGAUUAGCCCCAACGUGCCUCACCUCAUAUCUCAAGCACCAUGGUACUACGGCAGUACCGGACCAACACUCGAACAUCAGCGGCAGAAGAAUGUGGAGGCUAUUGAAGCUCUGAAUGAUCAGCGCGACGCCGUUAAGGUGUUUGAUAAGCCGAAAACAUAUGUGGCUGGUGCGUGCGGCAAUUGCGGCAGCGUCACUCACAAGACGCAUGAAUGCUAUAAACCACGGAAAAAAGUCGGCGCAAUGUAUAGCGGCAAGGUAACGGGUGUUAGUAUGUCGGUAGAAUGUGUGGAAAAAAAUUACGCGCAAAAACGUGACAGGUACGCGAUGGGCAUUGGGGUUGACUUACUUCAAAGUAUGAACCAGGAUGGCGGUGUAGCAGAUCAAGAAGAUCAGGGUGGGCAUAAUGAUGGAAGUGGAGGAGAGAAGCGAUCGAAACUCGAGGAUGUUUUUGCUUCGAAGACAGCGGUUUCUGGCGGUGGCGGUGGUGUGGCAAUUAAGGAACUACCGAAGCACUUGCAUAACCUGGACGAUGAUGGACUCUUCUUUGAUCCCAAGACGGGUUCGAUGCGCGGCAAUCCCAACGCAGCUGAUCCCACGAAAAUAUUUCAAGGCGAUCUGCAGCGCUACCGAUCGGGAGAUUAUUACACCUACCUUGAAAUGCAACUUCGUUUUCUCAAGGGGGAGUCUUCAUCUUUCGUGGACUUUAGGUUGGACGAACAACUCCAAAAAGAAAAGCAGCAACAAACCAUUGGCAGCAGUGGUGGUAACCCCAGCGGCGGUGGUGAGAGUGUGGGAGAAACGGCUCAUGACAGACUGGUACGUUCCCUUUACGGUGAUUCUACUCUUGUUUCCUCUGGGAACGCGCAGAAAAUGAGAGAAGCUCUUGCUGCGGCUUCGGCGUACACCAGCUGUUCAGCACCAGAUGAAGAUACACUCGCCACUAGCGCGCCAUCAUCAUCUCAUGCUUUAGGCCCGGCAACGCGAAAUGGCCACUUGUAUGUUUACGGAAGCUAUUUUGAUACAAAAGAAUUUAGGUGGGGCUACAAAUGCUGCAAGCGUCUGGGGAGGGAAGCAGAGGCAUGUAAGAUGGAAAAGGCUUCGACAACAAAGGAACUCGAGUAG